AGAAAGAAACGACGUGAAAGAACGGCCAGGAACAGCAGAGGAGAGACGAGCAACAGAUGGGUGGCAAAGGAAAAAAAAGGAGAGAGAAGAACUUCUUGGCGGCGCACGGCGGCAACAGCCGUCUUCCUCCGCCGCCUAACCCCUCACAAGUCGACGCUCUUCCAUCCAAACUUCGCAUGAUCAUGUCCUUAACCUCUAAGCAUUCUCUUAACGAUGAGGAUAAUCAUGGUUCUGCUAAAACUUCAAAGUCCGGUGAACGAACUAGUAAACAGAGAGGCGGCGAUGCUAAAAAAAAACUCUCUCAAAAGGAAGCAAUUGUAGAUGAACAAGAGGAUGGAGAUGUGAAUCAGCAUAUGGAUGAUGAUAGUGGUGAUAAUAAAGGAGUGUUUGAUGGCGGAGACGGAAAGAAAAAGAAAAAAAGAAAGAGAAAUCAAGUUACUGAUCUUCGCUUCCAAGAAUCGGUAGAUACGGUAAAAACCAGUGGGAAAAAGAAGGAACGAAGAAAGAAGUAUCUGGAAGCAAAAAAGAAACGCAAAACAUCCAAAGCAGAGGAGAAUUCUGACUUCCCUGGCCAUGAGAAGAUAAAAUUUGGGGAUGUUGUCCAAGCUCCACCGAAAUUGGUUACCCUUCCCAAGAUGCGUAAAAUUGUCCCAGAUGCUUCCCAAGAAAGAAUUAGAUUAAAGGCUAUUGAUGCCUACAGGCAACGCAGAGGAUGGACCUCUCGACCAGGACUUCAGCUUCCUAAUGUGACUGCAACACCAUCUUUCUAAUUGGUUAGAGCUUAGAGCAUCCCAUGUAAUGUGUAAGGUAAUCAUAUGCAAUGAUUGAUAAUGGAAGCUAUAUGUGCUACAAUUUUGUUGUCAAUUGUAAGAAAUCAUGGUUUAUUUUUUAUAAAUUUUGAUUUUCAUAAUAUUAAAAUUGAAAUGGCAAACAGUUUGAUUUCUUUUUA
Mercurialis annua (annual mercury) is the source of this 949-nucleotide messenger RNA. RefSeq lists its product as uncharacterized. Bases 57 to 770 code for a protein of 237 amino acids. The transcript is spliced from 5 exons. The record is from RefSeq and is a predicted model, not a curated record. Lineage: Eukaryota; Viridiplantae; Streptophyta; Magnoliopsida; Malpighiales; Euphorbiaceae.